AAUUGGAGGAAGGAAUGCAGGAAGUGCUCACAGCCGCUCAGACAUCUCAGAGCCUCGUCCCCGGCAGGACCAAGGCUGCGGUACCCUGGGAAUGCGUGUGCCAUGGCCUGGCCCCUGGGGUGGCCGCCGGCUCAGGAGCCCACGGCACUGCGUACAGCCAGAGCUGUCCCUCGCGGAGCCCAGGCCCCCUGCAUCCAGGGAGUCUUGAGCUCACAUCUUUCAGGACAGCGCUUCUUCCAGAACUGCCAGGGGAGUUGCCCAUGGCUCUUAGAAACCUGGCCCAAGGCUUAGAAAACAGUGACAGAGACCCACUGAGGUCGGAGUAGAGCCAUGUGGGGCGCCCAACGGCCCAGAGGGGGCACCAGCCAGGGCCUCAGACCGGUAUCUUCUUAGAAGACCACAGGGAGAGCAGCUGGAGGAGCAAGGGUACCUGCCAUCACCAAGAGCCCCUCGCUUCGGAUGGGGAGCUAAGGUCCGAGACACAUCCCGGGUUGCUCAGUGGGUCAGUGGCCAAACGGGGCCAUGGAAACGGCAGUGAUUGGAAUGGUGGCCGUACUAUUCGUGGUCACCGUGGCCAUCACCUGCAUCCUUUGCUGUUUCAGCUGUGACUCAAGGACCCAGGAUUCUCAGGGGAGCCCACGCCCUAGCUUCACGGUGGCCACGUUUCGCCAGGAGGCUUCUCUCUCCACGGGGCCAGGUCAUCAUGCCCAGCCAGUGGCGGGUGUCCGGGACUUCUGGACCUUCAUGUGAGACCUACCAGCCCCCAGGAUUUGCUCUGCUGGUGGUCAGACUCAUCUACCCCCCAGCAAGCCUUCUCUGAUGACCCACUCCUCCAAGCCCGGCAUUCCUGUCCUUCCCUGCCUGUAUCCAGAAAACUCCCUGUCCCAUCCCAUCCCAGCUUGCCAUGCCCUCCAGUCUGGGAGAUCCAUGGUGAUGGGACCAGGUGGGAGUCAGCUCUGACCCCUGAGAGCUCAGCUGGACCCAACCCACAGGAUGGGGCUUAGGAGAGGUCCGGAGCUUGAGUGAACGGGCAGUGUUGGAUGGCAUGGUGGGCCAGCUCUUCUGAGCUUCACGGUGAACUGAAAUAUCACUGGACUUUAUUGUGAACAGAGUGUUGGUUAACUCAAGUUAUCCCAGGAUGCCUAUGACACUGGUUCUAUUGCCACCAGAGGAAGCAGCGCCCUCAGUGGACAGUUUUACAAACCACUUCUUAUCUGUUCCUCUAAUUGAGUCAUUUUGCUACUUGCCUGUGCAUAUCCUGCAGAGCCCACCCCUGAGAUCUGCCUCCUACCCUUUACCUGAAAUCAGCCCUGAAAUUCUGAAACCAAAGGGCUGCUUCCUGGGAACUGGCGAUUUAUUUUAUAAUUGAAAAUGCAUAUCCUUUUAUGGGUCUCCCAAGAAUCAGGGUUGGGGAAUCACAAAAGGAAACAGAAGAGAAAAAUAGAGUCACAGAAAGUACAAGAUGUUUUAUUAACAGGAAAGCCAGAAAGAAGACUUUGAAACAUAUUUUGAAUGAGACUUUAUUACUGUAUUCUUAUAGGUCACUUCUAUUCUUAGAGACUGUAAGUGACUUGUGUCACUCAGGAAUGAUAGAAAAAUGAUAGAACUCCAAAUGACAGAACUGAAAGUUAAUUUCGAAUAAGUUAAAAUGUUAUGUUAUAUUGACAGUAUGUAACAAAGCUCUUGUUUGCAUCACAAAUAAAUAGAUGUUCAGUUUUUA
Messenger RNA from Balaenoptera musculus (blue whale), 1720 nucleotides. It is a transcript of the gene SPAAR, whose product is annotated as small regulatory polypeptide of amino acid response. The coding region runs from base 523 to 750 and encodes 75 amino acids. The transcript is spliced from 2 exons. NCBI's taxonomy places the organism in Eukaryota, Metazoa, Chordata, Mammalia, Artiodactyla, Balaenopteridae. The record is from RefSeq and is a predicted model, not a curated record.